This is a messenger RNA of Mycena indigotica, 354 nucleotides long. RefSeq lists its product as uncharacterized. Lineage: Eukaryota; Fungi; Basidiomycota; Agaricomycetes; Agaricales; Mycenaceae. The transcript has 2 exons. The record is from RefSeq and is a predicted model, not a curated record. The coding region runs from base 1 to 354 and encodes 117 amino acids.
AUGUGCCGCCGCAUCGCGUAUGAGCAUAUCCCUUUUGACUGUUUAAUGUUACUAACCCUGCCCUCAGUGAAGGAACCCGCUGGACCCGCUGCGGCGUGCGUGCUCCUGCCAAGAUUUCUCUCUCCCUGCUUAUGCCAUCCACAGCACUUCCAGCGCCACCUCAUCGUUGCCAUCGUAGACUGCGAUCGCCGCGACUGCGAAAACUCCCAGCGCCACCGCCGGCCCUGUGCAAACCACACCCGAUGCAUCAAGAACUUUGGCGAGCAAAUAGAUCGGGACGUCGAUGCGGUCGAUGACUUCUGCUGGGUGUGCAAGGCCGCAGCGGACCGCCGCGCGCGCGGUCUCAAUUAUUAG